AUGGCCAAAUACAAGAUCGUCUGCGUUCAUGGCUUUGGCUCUAGCAGACAUGAUGUAGCAAUUGUAACAUCAGGGAUGGUUGAAGAACUAGGGGUCUACUUUGUCUCUUUUGAUAGACCAGGUUAUGGAGGAAGUGACCCAGAUCCAAAACAAACCUUAAAAAGUAUAGCUCUAGAUAUAGAAGAGCGUGCUGAUCAGUUAGAACUUGGAUCAAAAUUUUAUGUAAUUGGGGUUUCCAUGGGAGGACAGGUGAUCUGGGGAUGCCUUAAGUACAUUCCUCACAGGCUAGCAGGAGCAAUGUUAAUUGCUCCAGCCAAGUUUUCUCGCCAAGAUUUAGAAAUUAUAUCCAAACUUAGUGAAAGACAAAAUUACCAAGAAUAUGCGACGCAACAAGGAGAAUUUGAGUCCUUCCAUUGUGACAUGAAGAUUGGAUUCGGGAGUUGGGAAUUUGAUCCGAUGGAUCUUAAGAAUCCUUUCCUUGAUGAUGAAGGGUCUGUCCAUUUAUGGCAAGGCAAUGAAGAUGGCCUUGUGCCUGUUACACUGCAGCGCUACAUUGCUGAAAGGCUUCCCUGGAUACACUACCAUGAAGUAACAGAUGCUGGUCAUCUACUUCCAUUUGCAGAUGGUAUGAAUGAUGCUAUCUUGAAGGCACUUCUAUUGGGGGAGAAGAGCCUAUGGCAGAGAUAA
Molecule: messenger RNA, 687 nt
Organism: Ilex paraguariensis (yerba mate)
Lineage: Eukaryota; Viridiplantae; Streptophyta; Magnoliopsida; Aquifoliales; Aquifoliaceae
Source: the annotation of a GenBank genome assembly